UUUGAAGGACGGGGAUGAAUUUUGAUGAGAGCGAAUCGUGAUUUGGAAGGAAGCUGCGCCGUCUGCCCUAAAUUUGGACCAAAUAGCAAAACAAAGAUAUCCGGAGGAAGGAGGGGCGCCUUUCGGCAAAAAUCGGGUCAUAAAUGCUGUUCAUCGAUCCGGGCACUGCUCGCUCGCGAUCAGCCGGACACGUCUCGCCUUGCACGCGACGCCUGGCGCCGGCACCACGUCCCGAUCGAUCAGCCUACAUAAAGCGGCGAGCUGACAUACACCAUGCCUCAUCGGAGCCUGCUCGCCCGCGCACACUCGGAAGACGACGCAGACGCCGCCAUGGGGGACGCCGUCGCUGGCGCCGUCGACUACCGCGGCCGGCCCGCCUCCCGCGCCGCCACCGGCGGCUGGAAGUCCUCGGUGUUCGUCAUGGCAAUGGAGAUCGCCGAGCGGUUCGCGUACAAGGGCGUGGCGGCGAACCUCAUCACGUACCUCACGGGGCCGCUGGGCCAGCCCAUGGCGCGCGCGGCGGCGUCCAUCGACGCGUGGAAGGGCGUCUCCCAGAUGCUGCCGCUGCCGGUGGCCUGCGUCGCCGACGCCUGGCUCGGCCGCUACCGGGCCAUCGUCCUCGCCUCCAUCCUCUUCGUCGUGAGCAUGGGCACGCUGUCGCUGUCGUCGGCGUUCCACAUCUUCCGCUCCGGCGGCCACGUGGCCGUCUUCUACGUCGCGCUCUACCUGGUGGCGCUGGGCGAGGGCGCGCACAAGCCCUGCGCGCAGGCGUUCGCGGCCGACCAGUUCGACGAGAAGGACCCCAAGGAGAACGUGGCAAGGAGCUCCUUCUUCAACUGGUGGUACUUCGGCAUGUGCGCCGGCACCGCCGUCACCACCAUGGUCUCCAGCUACGUCCAGGACAACGUCGGCUGGGGCCUCGGCUUCGGUAUCCCCUGCAUCGUCAUCCUCGUCUCCCUCGCCGUCUUCCUCAUUGGCACCCCCUCCUACCGCUACUACACCACCAAGGAGCCCAGCCCCGUCGCCCGCGUCGGCAAGGCGCUCCUGGUGCUGAUCAAGAGCUGGAGAUCGAAGCACCGCACCAAUCCGGCGAGCGGCAAGGUGGAGGCCCAUAAGAACUCCGACGAGGACCUCGUGGAGGAGGUGAGUAGCGUCUUCCGCCUGCUGCCCAUCUGGGCCUCCUGCAUAAUCUACGCCAUCAUCUUCUCCCAGACCUCCACCUUCUUCACCAAGCAGGCGGCCACGCUGGACCGCCGGAUCGGCCCCAACUUCAAGGUGCCGCCGGCGGCGCUGCAGACCUUCAUCAGCGUCAGCAUCGUGGCCUUCAUCCCGGUCUACGACCGUCUCUUCGUGCCGCUCGCGCGCCGCUACACGGGGCGGCCCACGGGCAUCACCAUGCUGCAGAGGGUCGGCGCCGGCCUCUCCCUCUCCCUCGUCGCCGUCGUGCUCUCGGCGCUCGUGGAGAUGAAGCGGCUCGCCGUCGCCAGGGACGCCGGCCUGCUGGACGCCCCCAAGGCUUCUCACCUUCCCAUGACGCUCUGGUGGAUGGUGCCGCAGUACGUCCUCAUCGGCGUCUCCGACGUGUUCGCCAUGAUCGGCCUCCAGGAGUUCUUCUACGACCAGGUCCCCGACGCCGUGCGCAGCCUCGGCCUCGCGCUCUUCCUCAGCAUCUUCGGCGUCGGCCACCUCCUCAGCAGCUUCCUCAUCUCCGUCAUCGACAGGGCCACGGCCAGGCGCGGCGCCAGCUGGUUCUCCAACAACCUCAACCGCGCGCACCUCGACUACUUCUACUGGCUGCUCGCCGGGCUCUGCGUCGUCGAGCUCGUCGCCUUCUUCUUCUUCUCGCGAGCCUAUGUCUACAAGAAGAAGAGCGACGAUGGCGAUUACAGGGGAGGUGAUGCUGAUGCUACAUUGGUGCUAGCUGUUCCCCCGCGCCAUGGCCCUGCAGUGGUGGAGUUCGUGGAGCGCGUCGGCUUCUACGGCGUGCAGGGCAACCUGAUCACGUACCUCACCGGCCCGCUGGGUCUGUCCACCGCGUCGGCCGCGGCCGGCGUGAACGCCUGGGCCGGCACCGCGUCGAUGCUGCCGCUGCUCGGCGCGCUCGCCGCCGACUCCUGGAUCGGCCGGUACCGGGCCAUCGUGGCCGCCGGCGUCCUCUACCUCGUGAGCUUUGGGAUGCUGACGGUCUCAUCCAUGGUGCCACCACGUCAACCUCAACCAGCGGCAUCCCCUCCCCGCGCGGCGUUCUUCUACGCCACGAUCUACGUGGUGGCGCUGGCGCAGGGCUUCCACAAGCCCAACGCGCAGGCCCUAGGCGCGGACCAGUUCCCCCGGAGCUCCCCGGACAGCAUCGCGUCCCGGAGCUCUUUCUUCAACUGGCUCCACUUCUCCAUGUCGUGGGGCUUCAUCGUCGCCGUCGUCGCGCUGAGCUACGUGCAGGACAACGUCGGCUGGGCCGCCGGGUUCGGCGUGUGCUGGGCCAUGAUGCUCGUGUCCCUGUCCAUGUUCUUGCUCGGCACGGGCACGUACCGUGUCACGGAGCAGCCGCGCGACCGCCGUGCUCUCGCGCGGCUCACGAAAACGUUGGCUGCCACGGCGCGUACAUGGACGGACAUGGUCUUUCGCCGCAGCGACGGCGCCAUGGACGGUGAAUGUUUACUGAGGCCAAAAGAGCAGGAAGGCAAGGGGGUCAUGGUGAAGCUGCUUCCGAUAUGGAUGACCAGCGUCGUGUACGCAAUGGUGGUCGUGCAGGUGUCCACUCUGUUCACCAAGCAGGGCAGCACCAUGGACCGGCGCAUCGGCGCGGCCACAGGCCUAGUCGUGCCCCCGGCGGCGCUGCAGAGCUUCGUCGGCCUCGCCAUCAUCGCCUCCGUCCCCAUCUACGACCGCGCCUUCGUGCCCCUCGCUCGGCGCGUCACCAAGCACCCCUCCGGGAUCACCAUGCUCCAGCGCAUCGGCGCCGGCAUGGCCAUCGCGUCCGUCGCCAUGGCCGUGGCAGCGCUCGUGGAAGCCGCGCGCCUCCGCGCGGCGAGGGACGCCGGCCUGGUCGACAGUCCGGGGAUGGCGGUGCCGAUGAGCCUGUGGUGGAUGGUGCCGCAGUACGUGCUGCUGGGCCUCGCCAACGUGUUCACCAUGGUGGGCCUGGAGGAGUUCUUCUACGACCAGGUGCCCGACGCGCUCCGGAGCGUGGGGCUCGCGCUCUGCAUGAGCAUCAUGGGCGUGGGGAACUACGCCAGCGGCAUGCUCGUCUCGGCGAUCGACUGGGCGACGAGGCGCACCGGGGAGAGCUGGUUCUCGGACAACCUCAACCGCGCGCACCUCGACUAUUUCUACUGGGUUCUGGCCGGGGUCGCCGCUCUGGAGGUGCUCGUUUUUUUGUAUUUCUCCAGGAGAUACGACUACACUGACAAACGCGAGCUUGUAACGUAGAAAUGCGUCUCAUCCCGGAAGAAACAAUCGGUCUGCAUCUCAUGCUUCACUUGGCGGAACAUUUCUUG
Triticum aestivum (bread wheat) is the source of this 3497-nucleotide messenger RNA. RefSeq names its product protein NRT1/ PTR FAMILY 5.10. Gene Ontology annotation, cellular component: membrane. NCBI's taxonomy places the organism in Eukaryota, Viridiplantae, Streptophyta, Magnoliopsida, Poales, Poaceae. The transcript is spliced from 7 exons. Gene Ontology annotation, molecular function: tripeptide transmembrane transporter activity; dipeptide transmembrane transporter activity. The record is from RefSeq and is a predicted model, not a curated record. Gene Ontology annotation, biological process: dipeptide transport; transmembrane transport. The coding region runs from base 274 to 3429 and encodes 1051 amino acids.